CCCAAAGUCUGGUCUCAGCGCGUAAUGGUGAAAUGUCCACGUCUUGGAAACCUCAGUACCGCCAACCCCCUCCUUGCCAGCAGCAGCGCAAAGAUGACUAUCUGGGCAUGUCUCCCGACAUCCUUGGCCUUGUGAGCGGGGUUUCCGUUGCGUUGUUUCUAGCAGCCAUGUUCCUUUUCCCGAUGUAUUACAUGGAAAAGCGCGAGCAGUGCGGUCGUAAGACUAAGUGUCAAAUAAUGGAGCCGCGCUCUAGCGGGCUUGAAGAGACAUGCCGAUGGGGGCCCGAAUCCCGUAGAGUGGUCGGUCACGCCUGCUCACUCGAUUCACAACGCUCAUGCCAAACACAGCCAGCGAACCUCUGUGGUAAUAACAGAGCAAUAGGGUGUAGAUGUAAUGUAUUGAGGAGCAAUAAUCUUGAGCUACAGAGUACGGCAUACUCUCUUCGACGAGAAGAUCCAGACGGGUAUCAAGCCCGUUGCUCUUCGGAUUCCAUGUCCUUUGACAUCACGAUUGGUGCCACAAGAAUCACCCAUUCUCAGGGUUACCCAAGCACCAAAUCAGAAUUGGAAGCAGCCGAAACACUAAUCAACGGGCUCGCCACCUUGCUGAACCAGAGUCUCAAGUCAAGCACACCUGGCGUGCACGAGGCGUCUCCACCUUCAACCUCUCCAUCUCCACCACGGGAGCAGGAACGUGCAACACCUCUCCCGCAACCCUGCGGAUGCAGCAGUUCAGGGGACGAGGAAUCGACAUCCGCACCCUCUGAGGUUGAUCAAGAUGUAGAUGAGCCGUCACCGAAGAGAGACCUUGAUGGCGAUCACUCGAACAUGCCGCCCAGGAAGUUUUCCUGCCCCUUCUACCAACGCGAUCCCAGUGGGCGCUUCUGGAAGAAAUUCUGUGGAAACUCUGGUUUCUCCAACGUGAACGAAGUCAGGAAACAUAUUUAUGAUCACCAUAUAAUACCCUUCUACUGCUCCCGAUGCGCUGCGGUGUUCCCAUCUCAGAAAAGCCUUCACGAUCACUUGCUGGAACCAAUAAGGUGUGAAGUGAUCUCACCCGUGCUGACAAUGGGAUGCACCAGACAGCAGAGAAAGGAUAUGCGGAAAUUGACGCACGGAACGGAAGAGCGGCAGUGGCGAGCCAUCUAUAGUGUCCUCUUUCCUGAUCCUAGCGAAGCUGUGCCGUCUCCGUGUAAGUGCUUUUUGGACCAAACACCUUGCAUGUCUGCUGCCAAGCUAAUUACCAAUGCGCAGCAACAGCACUUCCGCCUUCAACUCCCCCACGUCCUCGAUCGACGCUUCGUCGAAAACCCAACAAAUUCGGAAUCGGAAACUCCGAUAGCGGAUCCGACGGCCCGGAACCGGCCGGGAGAGAGCGGGGACAGGGCCACCGUCGACGUCCUACGGGGCGCCCAAACGGAGCUGUACCGGAACUUCCGCCCCAUCCGUCAACUAACCAUCGACGACUUCUACGACUCCACGCCGCUGUCACCUGGGGCCCCGUCCGGUGAUCAGGCAAGCCAAGACCAGCCAGACGACUCGAGAGAGCGGCAACAUUCUCACGAUAGCUCUGACCUUGGGGUGUUAACUGGGUCUUCGAGGUCUGGGUCUAUUCAGUCGAGCGGGUUUGUGUACGCAUCUGAUGAAUUUUCGCUCAGUGAGACAGAGGAUCGGGGAACGUUUUUCCAGAGAUCUGGGGCGGAUCGUAGUUGAGUUGGAUGUCAAUUUCGUCUUAAGGAAAAAAAACUGUUUUUAGCAGUCAUAUCGAUUCUUUGUAGUACUUGAACAGGAACAGUAUGACUGACCUUGUCAUUUACCAUGAUUUCAAUUCUUCGGAACCCCAAAAACGUGUGAAGACGUGAGCCGUGUAAGUCGAGAAGGAAGACCUUU
Messenger RNA from Colletotrichum godetiae, 1889 nucleotides. RefSeq lists its product as uncharacterized. The record is from RefSeq and is a predicted model, not a curated record. Bases 33 to 1712 code for a protein of 559 amino acids. The transcript is spliced from 4 exons. Lineage: Eukaryota; Fungi; Ascomycota; Sordariomycetes; Glomerellales; Glomerellaceae.